UUGACUAUCUCUUUGUUUCGAUUCAUGAUAUUCUUCUACGUAAAGCACUCUAUUUUCAGCUGACCUUUCUUUCAAGUUUCCACUCUCUGGAUUUCAUUUGCACUUUGGCAGUUUUUCCCAAAAAGCUUCCGCUUCCAGGCAUAACAAGUUACAUUAACAAAGCAGAUUCUUAAUAAUUCAUGGCUGGUAUCAUAAGCUUAAAGGCCUUGGUGGACAAGGGGAGCAACAAAGUUAUCUUCAUCGAGUCAGACAAUGAUUUUGUUGAUGUUCUCUUCAGUUUCUUGACAAUUCCCAUUGGAACGAUUGUCAAGCUCACCAGUAAACAGGCAGUACCAUUGCACAUAGGUUGCAUGAACAAUUUGUAUGAUAGUGUUGUGAAUAUUGAUGUUCAGCAUUUUGAAACAGAAGCAUAUAGAGACAUGUUGCUAUCUCCCCAGAAUGGGGCUGAAUCUUAUUGCAAGAACCUCAAGGUGAAAAUUGAUGAUUUUGUGCAGAAAGGCUACUUUCUAUGUGAAAGUUGGAAUUGCACCUUCUUUGAAAACAGGUUAUUAAGUCAUUAUAAAGGUGAUUGUUGUCAAUGUGGAAGAUGCAUGAAUGUCAGUUGUGGUCUUACAGCUCCAUCCUCGGUUGAGAAAGAUGGCGGCAUCUUUGUAAAAAAAAAAACAGCCAGACUCAUGAUUACUGAUGAUUUGCAUGUGAUGUCCCCAUUAUCUGCAGCAACUUGUUCUAUAAUAACGAAUCUUGGAGUGGGGAACGAGAAUAGCAAAGUUGAACAGUUGAGUUUCAAAGUGGAAGUUAAUCAGGUACUUGAUGUUUAUGUGCUUCACCCCUUUUUGUUGACCUGUAAUGUUGUGGUUUCUGAAUCUGACCUGAUGCCUUUUUUCCAGGUUAUGGAAUUGCUAAUGAGCUCUUUAGUAUCAAAGACACCUUUGACUGAAAUUCUGCUGAGGCAUAAACAACAGAAACUGAGCAGUGAAAAUGUUCAUGAACGAAUAUGUAUUGGAUUGCAAGUGUCUGGAGAUGUUUUGGAUGAAAAUGAAAAAAAGAUUUCUGUUAAGCUUACAGUUAGAAAAUCGAAGAAUAUUGUUUGUUAUGCAGAAGCAGGGCAGGAUUUUGUUAAUCUACUCUUCAGUUUCUUGACUCUUCCACUUGGGGUUAUAUUAAGACAUGUGCAGGAUGUUUCUGUGUUGAGUUUCUGUGUCUGUGGGUUAUGGCUAGUGAAGGAAAAUGCUUCAAAGGCACUAUGAAUUUACGCUUUCCUUUAGACUUUAUUUGCCCCACAACAAGUGUGCAAAGGGGUUUGAUCAAAUAAGCCUUUAGGAUACAAUGAAGCCUAGCAGUCCUGCUAUUGUUGAUCGGUGUCUUGCACUUACGAAGAUCAACCAAACACUCAAUUGAAAGUUACAAGAGGCUCAAGGUUUCUGGAACUAAAACUGCAGUUUAUAGUUUCCAGAUUUGUUUUGUAAAGCAGGGAAGUAAUGGAUUGGAGGAACUGAAAGAAUAAA
This is a messenger RNA of Rosa chinensis, 1505 nucleotides long. RefSeq lists its product as uncharacterized. The record is from RefSeq and is a predicted model, not a curated record. Bases 180 to 1247 code for a protein of 355 amino acids. The transcript has 2 exons. Lineage: Eukaryota; Viridiplantae; Streptophyta; Magnoliopsida; Rosales; Rosaceae.